GUCAUGGAUCCAAAAUAUUUAUUGAAAAACGAUUUGUCACUACAAAAAAUUGUUCAUGAAUUCGAUAAUAUGUUUGCGAGUUCAAAAAUUGUUCAAAAAAAUUGAGAAAGUUUAUGAAUUCAAUUUUUAAUGAAUUUGAAAAUGUACACGGAUUUAAAGAAUGUCUGUGAAAUUGAAGUAUGUUCGUGUAUUCAAAUCGCGAAUUCAGAAAGUUCAUCAAUUCAAAAAUUGCUGUUCCCAAAAUUGUGUGAGUUAACAAAUUCAAAAAAUGUUCGUGUCAUAUUUUACAGAUUUGUGGCCCAAAAAGGGCAGCAUGGCCUUAGCCCAGCAAGGCAGCAGCCUGCUCCCGUCACUUCCUCUGGUGUCGCUCAAAGAAAGAAAAAAAUUGUUCCUCCCCUGUCGUCAGAGAGAGAGAGGCGAGGCGCCGCCGCAGCCAGCGCCGCUCACCUCCCUCGGCCGUCGGCCGCUCCCCUGCUAGACGUCGCCGACAGGCCGCCCUCUCGUUCCGCUCGCCGGCUCGCCUCCCUCUCCCCUGUCAGGUGUCGCGGAGACGCCGACGCCAUCACGGCGCCGGCCGGCCGCGCGGCCCCCUCCCCUCGCCGGCUCGUCUCCAACCCGCAGGGUUCUGUAGCAAGUUAAGCAGGGUACAAUUGAACUUCCUGCAGAUCUGGCAAGAUGAAGCUGAAUAAAACUGUUGCAUACAGAGCUUCUGCCUAUACUGCCAUACAGUAGAAUUGAUGCAAAUCAUGCAAUGCUACUUCCUGCUUAUAUACAACUGAAUAACUGACGCCAUUGCUUUCAAAUCUACACAUUUGGAACAUAUUUCCUGAACUGAAAUGCUUGUGAGACUUGAUUGGGCUAUUUAUGCUAUUCUUUAGCCCAAUAUUGAGCUUAUUGCAGCUUAAACUUUCCACAAUUUUUCGCUCAAGGCUGCAUAGAUAUGUAUUUCCCUUUCCUGAACUGUAUGUGUUUGUAUAAGGUUGCAUUGUGUGUAUCCAGGGUUUCUGCAAUGUGUAUACCUGUGAAUGUGAUUUUGAUUAUUUAGCAUUGCCCUUGCCCUUUGUGGAUUCAUGCAGCCGUCCUGUUUGACGAAAUGUCGGCACCAACAUCCAUUCCCUGUGGCUCAAAGAGUGUGGGACGCAACAGGAAUGGUGUCGACAGGCUCAGCAGCCUGUCCGACGAUCUGCUCCACCAUGUGAUGUCCUUCCUGCCGAUGCCCCAGGUCAUGCGCACAAGCCUUCUCUCACCAAGAUGGCGCUUUCUUUGGUGCUCUACACCGUUCAUCCGCAUCGACGGCAAAGACUUCGUGGAUAAUAGCAAGUUGGAGAAUUUCAUUGAUUGCUUGCUGCUCUUGCGCGACUAUACCGCUUCCUUGGAUGAAGCCCGAAUCUCUCCCUGCUGCGUUGAUUGUACCAAAUGUUCCGUGUGGAUUCGUCAUGCCAUCAUGCACAAAGUUCGUGUCCUUGAUAUUUCUGGACCUCUCAGUUUGGAUAAGACAGCAAUAUUUCCUUCUCAGCACCUGAAAACAAUCAGGCUCCAAGCUGCCAUGUUGAGACAUGGGUUUUUUAGGCCGUUGAACUACGACUGCCCUGUGCUUGAACAUUUAGGGCUGAAGUUGUGCACUUUCUGGGGCCAUGAGGAGAUCUCAUCAAGGUCACUCAAGGUUCUGCAUAUCAGUCAGUGCUACCUCACCCCCAGUCUCCUGAUUUGUGCUAGGAACCUUACCAAUCUCUCUAUCCUUGACACAGACAUUGGUGGUAUAGUAACUAGGGAUCUGUCUUCUCUGGUAACAGCUUCGAUUAGUCUAGUAUCCAAACAUUUUUAUCAUAGGGACACAGUAGUAGUGGGGUAUCAUCUACUUGAUGGCCUUUCACAUGCCACAACGUUGGAGUUGCAUGCGCCAUUACAUGAGCGCGCAUUUGAGGGAGGUUUGCCAACAUGCCCCAUGUUGAGCAAUCUGACAAGCUUGGUCCUGGGCGAUUGGGUCAUGACUGCUGACUUCUACCCACUGCACAGUAUUCUCCAGCGCUCGGACAAGCUGAAGGAGCUAACUGUGAAGCUCAAAAUGGAGGAAUGCAGCAGAUGCAAAGCCUUGCCGUCAACAAGGAGAGCGCCGCCAUCGGGCUCAGGCAGCUACCCUUGCAUCGAGAGGAUCAAGAUCUGCUGCCAGAAAGACCAUCCGAGGGUCGGUGAGUUGGUCCAGGCGUUGCUACCGGUUGCCGGCAAUGCGAACAUCAGCAUCGAGCGGCCCUGAUCCAUGCUAAUCAAGACCUCUUUCGCAAAUUUGAUUUAGUAGAGACAGAGUGUUUUGGAGACGCCGACGUUGUCCAUGGGUGUGAUGGUUGUUGGAUCUGAGCUGAUUCGUCAAUGUAGGCUGGUUGGAUGUUGGCACUGGGCGCGUUGAUGGAUUCUGGACAUUGCCUUGUCUGUACAACGGCUGAGAAAAUCUUUGGAAUGCGAAUUUGAGCUUCUGCAUUAU
This is a messenger RNA of Triticum aestivum (bread wheat), 2479 nucleotides long. RefSeq names its product F-box protein At4g22280-like. The transcript is spliced from 3 exons. The record is from RefSeq and is a predicted model, not a curated record. The coding region runs from base 1094 to 2254 and encodes 386 amino acids. Gene Ontology annotation, molecular function: protein binding. Lineage: Eukaryota; Viridiplantae; Streptophyta; Magnoliopsida; Poales; Poaceae.